Messenger RNA from Fundulus heteroclitus (mummichog), 1902 nucleotides. RefSeq names its product gastrula zinc finger protein XlCGF57.1. The record is from RefSeq and is a predicted model, not a curated record. Gene Ontology annotation, biological process: regulation of transcription by RNA polymerase II. Bases 166 to 1809 code for a protein of 547 amino acids. Gene Ontology annotation, molecular function: RNA polymerase II cis-regulatory region sequence-specific DNA binding; DNA-binding transcription factor activity, RNA polymerase II-specific. Lineage: Eukaryota; Metazoa; Chordata; Actinopteri; Cyprinodontiformes; Fundulidae. Gene Ontology annotation, cellular component: nucleus. The transcript has 2 exons.
GCAGGGGGCGACACAGCCACUGUUCUCUGGCCUCCAGAUCAAACAGGAAGCAGCUGCGUCGGUAGCGUCCAGUGCAGCAGCGUUAGCAUCGUUAGCUUAGCUGUUAGCAUUGUUAGCUUGUGUGUGGUCGGUGUGUGUGUGAGUGUGUGAGUCUGCGCAGCAACAAUGUGUUCCGUGGAGCCUCUGAGAGAGUUUAUCAGAGAGAGACUAACUGCUGCUGCGGAGGAAAUCUGCUCCCAGCUGGAAAGAACCAUCGUCCGCUUCGAGGAGGAGAUGGACCGUCAGCGCAGACUGCUGGACCUCACCUGGAGAGCCCGAACCCACCAGAACCCCGCAGAUUUCCAGCAAGAUUUAAUCUGUAAUGAGAGAGAUGUUUUCAUUCAGCAUCUGAUUUCCAACCAGAGGAGGAGUUCUGGGCUGGACAACGAGGAACCAGAAUCUCUGCUGAUUAAAGAGGAGCCAGGUGAUCUGUGCUCUAGCCAGGAGGAAGUGCAGAUUGUGCUGAAGGAGGAGACCGACACAUUUAUAUUGAUCCAAACUUGUGAGGAACCAGACUGCAGUGAGUUGGAACCCAACAAAGACCGGACCCUCUCUGAAGACACCCUGGAAGCUGAAGACCAAAAUUAUGAAGGAUCCAGCAGCAACAAAGAGCUGAAACCAAAGCAUCAAGGUCUGAAAACUGGUGAACAGAAAGAGGAGAAAACUCCUGACAUUGAUCAUAAUCUGUAUUUCUGUAAAAUGUGCACUAAAGGUUUUACUCAGAAGCAUUACUUAUCUAAACACCUGAGAGUUCACUCAGGUGGAAAGCCUUUCAUAUGCCCAAGCUGUAGCAAGAGUUUUAAAAAUAAACUCAGUUUGAUCGUCCACAUGAGAAGCCACACUGGUGAGAAGCCGUUCCCUUGUGUGACCUGUGGGAGACGGUUUGCCCACCAGAUCAGUUUGAGUCUCCACAUGAAAGUUCACGCAGGUGAGAAGCCAAAUGAAUGCAAAGUGUGUGGCAAGUGUUUCCUCACCAGCAGUCACCUGACAUGUCACCUGAGAACUCACACAGGUGAGAAACCUUUCUCAUGCAUAUCCUGUGGGAAAGGUUUCAGCCAGAAAGAUAAUUUAAAGAGACAUGUGAAUAUCCACAGAGGGGAGAAGCCUUUUUCCUGUAUCACCUGUGAGAAAGCUUUUUAUCAGAAAAGUCAGCUAAAUGCGCAUCUGAAGACUCACAGCAGCGAACGACCGUUUUCUUGUGACAUCUGUGGGAAAGGCUUCUGUGACAGCCACGAUCUGUCCACUCAUAUAAGAAUCCACACAGGUGAGAAGCCUUUCCAGUGUCUCACCUGUGGCAAAAGGUUUAGUCAGAGAGGAAAUUUAACUAUACACUUGAGGACUCAUACUGGCGAGAAGCCUUUUGAAUGUUUAACCUGUGGCAAGAGUUUUUGUCAGAAAGGUAAUUUAACUGCACACCUGAGCACUCACAUCAGCGCCAGACCAUAUGCAUGUGAAACCUGUGGGAAAGCCUUCUGUGACAGCCACGAUCUGUCCACUCACAUGAGAACCCACUCAGGUGCGAAGCCUUUUCAGUGUCUCACCUGUAGCAAAAGUUUUAAUAAUAGAUUUAACCUGAUUGCCCACAUGAGAACACACACAGGAGAAAGGCCCUUUCAGUGUGGGACCUGCGGAAAAGGCUUCUGUCAGAGAGGGAAUUUAAACGUCCACAUGAGGACACACACAGGGGAGAAACCCUUCCCAUGUCCGACCUGCGGCAAACGCUUUCAGAGAAAAGGUAAUUUAACGGCACACAUGAGCACGCACAGUUAGCAGAGAGUACUUAACUCCACCCAAACACUCAGAAAGAGCCAGGAGGUGAGUUUUUCUGAAAGUCCUUUAGGCUACUGUUUCUGUAGCUUAAAG